AUGGAAGUUGCCCUAAGAAAUGAUAGUUUUUAUGCAAGUUAUGGGGAGUUUCGUUUAUUGAAUGAGCAAAGAUCUAAGAAGGUUUUCGUUGGCAUACGUCAUUCUGAUGGACGUUAUGUGGCCGUGAAAGUGGAAGAAAUUUUCAACAAAAGACGGACCGAAGCAGCAGGUCAGUACAACAAGGGAGAAAGGAAUAAUUUGGAACAGGAGCAUGCUGUUUACAGAAAUCUUCACGGGAGAGGAACACCACAUGUUUACUGGUUUGGAAGAGUUGAUGGAUGCAAGGCAAUGGUUAUGGAUCUCACUGGUCCUGCACUGGAAGAGCUUUUCAUCUACUGCAACCGACGAUUUAGUUUGAAAACAGUUCUAAUGCUUGCUGAUCAAAUGUUAGAUCGAAUACAGACUCUCCACGAUGCGGGUUAUGUUCAUCGCGAUCUUACUUCAGAUACUUUUGUGGUGGGGAUCGAAGAGAAUAUCGCUAAAGUUUACUUAGUAACUAUGAAAUUGGCAUCGAAAUAUAUUAAAAUCUCUGGUGGAUGUCGCAAACAUAUUCCGUAUGGAGAGAAUAUAGAAUUUUUUGGUUCAUCUUAUUUUGCAUCUCUUAACAGACAUUUAGGCACAGUUGCAUCCAGACGAGAUGAUCUAGAAUCUUAUAUAUAUAUACUUUUAUAUUUUCUCAAAGGGAAUUUGCCUUGGCAAAUAUAUGGAAACUCGAACGAACUUGAACAGGUUUUGAAAAUCAAAACAUCGACUUCAAUAGAGACUCUUUGUCAUGGAUUGCCGACUGAGUUCGCAACAGUGCUCAAUUACUGCCGUACCUUGAAAUUUGAAGAUAAACCUGAUUAUUUGUUUAUUCGGCAACUCUUCCGCGACUUAUUCAAUUCGUUGACCUAUAAAGAAGAUUGGAAUUUUGAUUGGAUGUCGCGUUAUUGUUCAAAGCAACACUGA
Molecule: messenger RNA, 948 nt
Organism: Loa loa (African eye worm)
Lineage: Eukaryota; Metazoa; Nematoda; Chromadorea; Rhabditida; Onchocercidae
Product: serine/threonine protein kinase
Exons: 8
Coding region: 1-948 (315 amino acids)
Biological process (GO): signal transduction; peptidyl-serine phosphorylation
Cellular component (GO): cytoplasm; nucleus
Molecular function (GO): protein serine/threonine kinase activity; ATP binding
Source: RefSeq, a predicted model, not a curated record